AUGCAAAACAUCAAACAGGUAGUGAGCUUGACCUUCAUAGCUUGGAUAAGUACUACUUCGGCAUUACCCGCUUUGCCUUAUCUAUCUUCUCAUGCCAUCAGAGCCUAUGAAGCUGGCCAGCAAGUCAGGAGCUCGUUGUUAGAAACCAGGCAGAAUCCGCAAACAGGCUUACCAGAUUCAGUCACCGACACAGACAUAUUAGAGUUUGCGUUAACCUUAGAAAAUCUCGAGACAGCCUUUUACCAGCAGGGCUUUGCAAAAUUCCCAGACUCAGACUUUGCCGCAUUGGGCCUUCAGCAGGCAGAUAUCGCGAACUUAAAGUCAAUUGGCGGUACCGAGGCAACCCAUGUCACGACCCUCGCAGCCGCCAUAGCUGGUACAGGGGCAGCACCAGUUCAGCCGUGUACCUAUGACUUCAAAUUUACGAAUGCGGCUGGUAUGGUGGCUACCGCAGGAGUGUUGGAGAACGUGGGUGUUUCAGCUUACCUAGCUGCAGCACCCCUUGUAAAAUCCCCGGCUAUUCUUACCGUCGCUGCGGAGAUUGUCACUGUCGAGGCCCGCCAUCAAACAUUUAUCCGCACAGCCUCCAAAGCAGCUGCGAUACCUGGUGCCUUUGAUACACCUCUUGGGAUUCGUGCUGUCUUCUCUAUUGCGGCGAACUUUAUCCAAUCAUGUCCAAAUGGCUCAAACUUAGCCAUCACACCAUUCCCAGAGCUAACCAUGUCUCCAACGCAAAGCAUGACAAAGUUGGUUGGCGGCACGGAAGUCAGGAUGGAGUCUCCUGCGGCAAUGAGCGCCACAAGUUGUGCUUUUGUAAACGGCGGUCAAACUGGUGGAAGUUCCUUUACACCGUUCCAGAAUGGAGCAUGCGUCGUUCCUAUGGGUCUGACGGGUAUUACAUAUGUCCACCUAGCAAGCUCGACACCGGCAGAUGGUAUGCUGACAGAUUCAAUAACUGUAGCUGGACCAAUGGUGAUGACUGUUAAUUAG
Molecule: messenger RNA, 990 nt
Organism: Blumeria graminis f. sp. triticale
Lineage: Eukaryota; Fungi; Ascomycota; Leotiomycetes; Helotiales; Erysiphaceae
Source: the annotation of a GenBank genome assembly